AUGGAGCUGCCCGCUCCCACCCCGCGGGGGCACGCGCAGCCCCGCACCCUGUUUGCCCGGAACAGCACGCAUUCGGGAUACAGUAUCCCAUCCCGAAAGCUGAUAGACCGAGCCACCAGCCCUCGCGACGAAGGCGAUCCCAAAGCUGAGCAGAAGACCCUGGAGGAGAGCUGGCAGGACUUGGCCUUGAUCAAGGCGACGCCAAAACCCCCCAAGAAGCAGAGAAGGGAAGACCUCAGCGAGCCUCUGCUCUCUCCGGCUCGGCCGCCGGCACCAGAGCCCGAGGUCUGCUCUGCCCCUCCGGAGACUCCUCGGGUCGAAUCCAGCCCUCUGUGCUGCCUCACGCUGCAGGAGAAGCUCCUCUCGCACUACAGCAGCCAGCUGGCCGUGCCCGAGGUGCAAGCGUCCCUCGCCCCGCAGCUGGCCAGGAGCAUCUGUGCCCAACUGCAGAACUUCCUGCAGAGCAAGUCCCCGGGAGAGGACACUGUGGUGAGGAACCCCCAGUACUGGAUGAUCAAGAGGACUGAUCUGGAGUAUUUCCCUCGUGGGCGCAGCCCCUGGGACAGGUUCAUCGUGGGCCGGUACCUCUCCUCCAACGCGCUCAACGAGACCCUCCGCAAGAUGCUGGUGGCCUCCAUCAACUGGCCUGCCAUAGGCAGCCUGCUGGGGUGCGUCAUCCACCCGGUCAUGGCCUCCCAGGAGCUGAAGCUGGAAGUCAAACACGAUCAGGUCGAGCUGAGCAUCACCCUCUUCCCGGUGGUAGAAAUGGAGGACAAGGUUCUUCUGGCUGCUCCUCCUGAAGGACUGGUGGAAAACCUGUGGCUUGAGAGCUUUCACAGGGCAGAGGUCUCGAAGGUGAAGGAGCUGGAUGCCGGCGACUCCGGGGCUCGGCAGCACUGCCUCCGCAUCCUGAACGGCAUCUGCAAGAGCCAUCCCGCCCUGCACAAACUGAGCGGCAGCCCCUUGACCCACGUCGUCCUUCACCUCAGUGCCACCAGUUGGGACUGGGCGGAAGAAAGCCUUGCCGACAGGUUCCAGCAGGUGCUUGAGGAGCUGGUAAGCUACCUGGAGGAGGGGGUCCUGCCUUCCUAUUUCAACCACAAAAUCAACCUCUUCUGCGAGCUGUCGGAAGAGGAAAUCGAUGAGAUGGGCUUCAUGCUUUACAGGGCCAUAUCUGAGCCGGAGCUCCUGCUGAGGGAGAAAUGACCGGUGCGUCGGGAGCUCCCGAACAUAGGAUGUUCCUUGCCCGUCUGCUGCUCCCCACUGUGAGGGUUGUGAUGCUUCUAGUUGACUAGUCAGUAAGAGGCAAAGUUCUUGCACUUUAUGAGAAAAAAAAAAUUAUUUCCUGUCUGAAUAAAACGUGCCUGAGCAG
Pygoscelis adeliae (Adelie penguin) is the source of this 1372-nucleotide messenger RNA. RefSeq names its product mitochondrial elongation factor 2 (gene MIEF2). Gene Ontology annotation, cellular component: mitochondrial outer membrane. The record is from RefSeq and is a predicted model, not a curated record. Bases 1 to 1206 code for a protein of 401 amino acids. The transcript is spliced from 4 exons. Lineage: Eukaryota; Metazoa; Chordata; Aves; Sphenisciformes; Spheniscidae. Gene Ontology annotation, biological process: mitochondrion organization; positive regulation of mitochondrial fission.